Messenger RNA from Lycium ferocissimum, 584 nucleotides. RefSeq lists its product as uncharacterized. The coding region runs from base 65 to 433 and encodes 122 amino acids. The record is from RefSeq and is a predicted model, not a curated record. Lineage: Eukaryota; Viridiplantae; Streptophyta; Magnoliopsida; Solanales; Solanaceae. The transcript is spliced from 2 exons. Gene Ontology annotation, biological process: cell fate determination.
CAGUAAACAAGAUAAUUCAGGCAAAUCAAUAGCUCACGUAAGAGUUGCUAACACAAAAAUUUUAAUGGCAACAUUCAUCAAAGUCCUUGGUUUAGUUCUUUGUCUUGCUCUGAUGUGUGACGGCACUGAGAGUUUGGGAUGUGGUUCUGACAUUAUAAUCAACCAAGCAAAAUUAGGAGUCAUUAAAGGACAACAAGUUUGGAAUGCGACUCUGACAAAUACAUGUGCUUGUACUCUACUUGAUGUGAAAUUGAGCAUUCCCAAUUUUGAAUCUGUCAUUAAAAUCAAUACUACCAUCAUCUCCAAGUCCCAUGAUGAUAUCUACGAUGUUAAUGGAGGUCAACCAAUUUAUUCAAAUUCUGGUGUCUUUUUCACUUAUGCUGGAAAAAGUCUCGAUGUUAUAAUAAAUGACUACACAGAGGCUUGUUCAUGAACAUACAUAAAGGAAUACAAUUUCUCUUGAUUUCUACAGUUUUAUACUGUAAAGGAAAUAUUAUAUUUAGUUGAAGGAUUACAAAAUUGGUUUAUUUUUGUUUGUCUUUUUAAGUUUAUAUGGAGUAAACAUGUUGAGUUAAAUGUUUCCU